Molecule: messenger RNA, 2599 nt
Organism: Pteropus alecto (black flying fox)
Lineage: Eukaryota; Metazoa; Chordata; Mammalia; Chiroptera; Pteropodidae
Gene: PITPNC1
Product: phosphatidylinositol transfer protein cytoplasmic 1
Exons: 10
Coding region: 1663-2469 (268 amino acids)
Biological process (GO): phospholipid transport
Cellular component (GO): cytoplasm
Molecular function (GO): phosphatidylinositol binding; phosphatidylinositol transfer activity
Source: RefSeq, a predicted model, not a curated record
UAAAAAUACCAGACAAAUGAAAAACAGACUUCAGCAGUUACAUGCAGCUUCCUGAGUAACUGAAGAAUGUGCCUCUUGUGGUUAAAAUGAGGGAUCUGUUUAAUAUGGAUGAAAUACCAACACUCCAGGCAUUUUCAUUGACAUUUCACUGUGACUUUUUGAACUUAGGAGUGCUGACACGAACACCCAUUCUUGCUGCUCUGUGAAGCCUGCAGGCAGACUGCAGAGCAGGGCCAGGAGCGUGCAAGGCUGUGUCCGGUUCACCUUCCCUCUGCUGGCACGUCUUUAUGUUUGUACUUCAUUCUGCAUUCACACUGUUGCAUUCCCUAGUUUUUCCAGGAUUCCUUUUCUGGAACCAGUCGGGAAACCAGGCAAGGGUUCUCAUGCUCUGGAAUUCCAUCACCUCUCCAGCGCUGGACUUGCUUGCUGGACCAAAGUGAAAACAUUCGUGGUGGGUAUUUGUAAAGACUUUUGCCAAAAGUCGAAGAGCACUUGCGUUUCUUGGAACCAGAAGCUUCCCAGAGUGGCUGGACAGAGCACUGUGGCACCCAGGACACCCUGGAGAACAGAUUCAGGGGGUAAAGGAGCCGAGAGAAGCCUCCUUCUCCGACUCUCCGCGGCGCCGGGCGGGCUGGGCUCCGGGGCAGCCCGGCCGUCUGGCAGCAGCGCGGCAGAGACAUGCUGUUUUGUUUAAAUCCUCCACAUUCUUUGCCAUUUCCCCAUUGGCCGGAUGGGGCUACCCUCCCUGCCGCGGCCGCUGCUGAUGUCAGCCUCGCUCGCGCUGGCUCCUCCCGUACCCACCUCCCCGGCCCGAGGCACACACUGCAGCUCCGCGCGGACUCUCCGGUCCCGGCGAGGUGGCUGCAAACUCGCGGGCACGCACGGCGCUCAGGGAGCCGAGGGACUCGGGGGAGGGGACGCGCGCGGAAGGCGCCAGCUUGCUCUCGCCCGCCCUUCCUUGCGCGAGCGGAGGUUGGAGGAACCCCGGGCCCCAGCCCGGCGGAGCCCGGCAGCGGCGGCGGCGGCUUCCCUUUUCUCCUCCAGCGAGCUUCGGAGCGCCUCGGGGACUGGCCCUAAAAAGAUCAGGCAAUCUUGUUUACCGCCUGGGGAGAGGAGCCGAUCGAGCCUUUGUCUGGAAAGUCAGCAUCUCCAGCCCCGGCUGCAGUGUGUUCCUGGUGAAUUCGCAUUGGGCAGACCGGCCUGAGAAGGGGGUGGUCUCCAGGUUCAUGUCUGGUUUCAGAGGCGGAUCGAGCGGGUGACUUUUGUGCAUUCGCUUUAAUUUUUGGAAAUCUCUUUUUUUUCCUCCCUGGCCCGCCACGGGGCAUGUCCUGAUCUGACGGCUGCUCCUACCGCCCCGGGCUGCAUAUCAGAGCGGUUUCCAGCGGGGCUCCCUCCCUUCCUCCCUGACUUUGAAACGCCGCGUUCCGGGAGGACCGACCUCGGCUAGGAAGGAGGCGGGGGAGCCGCGAACACCGGACCCAAACCUUGACAUGCUCUCGGGCGGAGAGCAGGCAGUCAGGAGCUGAGCGCACCGCCGGGGCCGCUUCGCCCGCCGGCUCCGAGCGCUGGGCUCCCGGCGCUUUGCCCUGCGCCUGGGCGGCAGCCUUGUUUCCUGGGGGGCGCCCCCGCUUCCAGCUCCGGGGGUCCGCGGCCGGCAGGACCAUGCUGCUGAAGGAGUACCGGAUCUGCAUGCCGCUCACCGUGGACGAGUACAAAAUCGGACAGCUGUACAUGAUCAGCAAGCACAGCCACGAGCAGAGUGACCGAGGGGAAGGCGUGGAGGUCGUCCAGAAUGAGCCCUUCGAGGACCCUCACCACGGCAACGGGCAGUUCACCGAGAAGCGUGUGUAUCUUAACAGCAAACUGCCGAGUUGGGCUAGAGCUGUUGUUCCCAAAAUAUUUUAUGUUACAGAGAAGGCUUGGAACUAUUACCAAUCGAGUGACCUAGAAUAUACAUGUUCCUUUCUGCCGAAAUUCUCCAUUCACAUAGAAACGAAGUAUGAGGACAACAAAGGAAGCAACAACAGCAUUUUUGACAAUGAAGCCAAAGACCUAGAGAGAGAAGUUUGCUUUAUUGAUAUUGCCUGCGAUGAAAUUCCAGAACGUUACUACAAAGAAUCUGAGGAUCCCAAGCACUUCAAGUCAGAGAAGACAGGACGGGGACAGUUAAGGGAAGGCUGGAGAGAUAGUCAUCAGCCCAUCAUGUGUUCCUACAAGCUGGUGACCGUGAAGUUCGAGGUCUGGGGGCUUCAGACCAGAGUGGAACAAUUUGUACACAAGGUGGUCCGAGAUAUUCUGCUGAUUGGGCACAGACAGGCUUUCGCAUGGGUUGAUGAGUGGUAUGAUAUGACAAUGGAUGAUGUUCGGGAAUACGAGAAAAACAUGCAUGAACAAACCAACAUAAAAGUUUGCAAUCAGCAUUCCUCCACUGUGGAUGACAUAGAGAGCCAUGCCCAAACAAGUACAUGACAAUGGAUGAAGUCCGAGAAUUUGAACGAGCCACUCAGGAAGCCACCAACAAGAAAAUCGGCGUUUUCCCACCUGCGAUUUCUAUCUCGAGCAUGCCCCUGCUGCCUUCCUCUGUCCGUAGCGCCCCUUC